Messenger RNA from Lactuca virosa, 438 nucleotides. The record is from the annotation of a GenBank genome assembly. Lineage: Eukaryota; Viridiplantae; Streptophyta; Magnoliopsida; Asterales; Asteraceae.
AUGGAGCUGAGAUCUGAAGAGAUCUUCUAUUCAGUUUCAAUCAAAGACAAACAUACACCUUCUGUGUUGGUUCGAUUCGGGGAAGAAGAAAUCGGAAGCAGAAAUCUAUGGAGGGUGGUGGCAAUCGAUCGCAAAGGAGGGAAUAAUUCUAGUUUGUCGAGCAAGGAACAAACACGUACGGUGACCUCACUGGUUCGUAGAGGGAGGACGAAACGAAAGCAGCAAGGGUUGUUGAAGCAGCUCCUGAGCUUCUUCUGUCACGGAAAGAAAUGUGAAUGUGGGGGGAAGAGAUGGUACGAUGGAAGCAGGGCAACAUCAACAAAAGUUCAGGUGGGUAUGGAGUCAGCGAAAGAAAAAGAGAAGGUUCGAGGGGGCUAUUGCCCUCUUGUCUGCUGGAAAAUCUCCACCUCCGGUGGGGGUUUCUUUGAUAGAUACUGA